This is a messenger RNA of Saccostrea cuccullata (small rock oyster), 860 nucleotides long. RefSeq lists its product as uncharacterized. The record is from RefSeq and is a predicted model, not a curated record. The transcript has 2 exons. Lineage: Eukaryota; Metazoa; Mollusca; Bivalvia; Ostreida; Ostreidae. Bases 31 to 834 code for a protein of 267 amino acids. Gene Ontology annotation, molecular function: protein binding.
UCCAUACGUUUCCAUACUACAAGGAGUAUCAUGGGAUUCAAAAAAUUCGUGAUAUUUUCCAUCCUCUUGUCGGGAAUCCUUGGAAUUUCAUCGGAAGAAAAUAUUCAUAGGAGUGUUGUUUCUCGGGAGGAGUUUGAGGAUUUGAAAAAGCUUGUUCAAUUUUUAAAUAAGAAGGUUAAAGGCCAAGAACAGAGACUGGUAGAACAAGAGAUUGAAAUUAACACUCUAAAACGUGAUGUUAAGAAAAAGGAUGAACUCAUUACAAAAAUGUCAACGAUCUCAAAAGAAAAAUCUGUGAGUAAAGAAGAAAUGGAUUUACGGGAACACAAUAUAGCAAAGAGGAGCGAUAGUGAAGAUAGUCUACCUGGCAACUUUAAACGAAAAUUCAACAGAAUUGUCCCAGCUCCCACAGAAUCUGUAGUGGCCUUCUACGCUUACAUGUCAUCAAACGAAAACAAUCCAGGCGCCCAUCAUAUACUAAUAUAUGAUCAUGAAGUAACCAAUAUUGGAAACGGAUACAGCAAACAUUCGGGAACCUUUACUGCUCCUGUGGGAGGAGUGUACGUCUUUACAUGGAACACAUUCACAGCUACUAAUAUUGCCGGUCAUGACUAUAUGUCAAUUGAAAUCACUCUCAACAGCCAACCAGUUGGGGCGAACUUCAUAGGAGGUGGAGGGGAUUACGGAGGCGUCACGGGAACGGUUGUACUCUCUGUCCAAAAGAAUGACGUCAUUUAUACGAGAACUCAUUCAACCGAAGUCCCCAAGGGAUCUAUCAGAAGCGAUAACGUAAUGAGGUCGACCUUUUCUGGAUGGUGUCUAUCUUGUAAUUAAAACAAUGAAUAUAAAUUGAAUAUACA